This is a messenger RNA of Thelazia callipaeda (thelaziosis nematode), 480 nucleotides long. The record is from the annotation of a GenBank genome assembly. Lineage: Eukaryota; Metazoa; Nematoda; Chromadorea; Rhabditida; Thelaziidae.
GGAAGUGAUUGCAGUUACGUGUUCAUGGUGCAAACGUUCAUACCACAAUAAAGUAGAAUGUCUCUCCCAAAUUUUUGGGAAGCUAUGUGAUGGUGGUGUUUUGAGAGAUAUUAUCAUUCCUCCAGCUUGGAUUUGUCGAUCUAUCUGCAAGACAAAAAUUGAUAAAAGAAAAAGUAUUACAUCUGAUAAAAAUCAGCUAUUUACGGUUAAACCUAUGACUAUUGAUGGUAGCAAAUGGCUUCCACAUCAACCAUUACUUGUGUUUGUCAAUCCCAAAUCAGGUGGUAAUAAAGGUUCAAAGCUAUUGCAUACUUUUUGUUGGUUAUUAAAUCCACGUCAAGUAUUUGAUAUUACAACACUUGAAGGACCAGCAUUUGGGCUAAAUAUGUUCAGACAGCUGGCAUCUAAUUUACGCGUGCUCGUUUGUGGUGGCGAUGGUACAGUUGGCUGGGUUUUAAGUACUCUUGACAAAGUUUGAAU